AUGGCAGACUUUGUCCGAUGGAACCCAUCCGUCGGCAGCAACUGCGCAGGAUAUGUUUCCGGUAAGUCUGACUGUGUCGAAGCAUACGGAGAACCAGCUCCUGGUACUGGCACAACUACUACUAGAGUCACAACCACUUCAAGUGCCACUACUUCGAGUACCACCACUUCAACCACCACUACUUCAAGUACCACUACAACUGGUUGUGCCCUGGGUCCUAGCCAGUCAGGACAAGUGGCCAACUGCAACAAAUGGGAUCUCGUUCAAUCCGGAGACACAUGCAGCGUGUACCUGGCUAAGUAUCCCGGCCUUACCUUGGCCAACCUCGUUGCAUGGAAUCCCGCCAUUGGGUCCCAGUGCCAGUUUCUUUGGGAAGAGACAUAUAUAUGCACCGGUAUAACCGGCUGGACCCCUAGCCCGACCACUACCAAGGCUACCACAACCUCUGCAACUCCAACCAAUGGUUUCACCACGCCACAGCCCAUCCAGCCUGGCAUGAUCGCCGACUGCAACAAAUUCCACAUGGUAGUCGACGGCGACGGCUGUGACUCAAUUGCCAAAGCAAAUGGCAUCACUCCCGCCCAAUUCUACGCGCUUACCCCCGCAUUAGGAAACACCUGCUCCGCCUUAUGGCUUGGCUACUAUGUCUGUGUAUCACGCAUCGGCACCGCACCCACUACAACCAAGGCUACCACCACAACAACAAAGCCAACAAACGAUAUUGCCACUCCAACUCCUAUCCAAGAUGGCAGGGUGGGCAACUGCGACAAGUUCCACUUGGUCGUUGAGAACGACCAGUGCACCACAAUUGCACGCAACAGCGGAAUAAGCCUCUCGCAGUUCUACUCGUGGAACCCCACUGUAGGCAAAGGUUGCGAGACGCUCUGGAAUGGCUACUACGUGUGCGUGAAGGUCGUGGGUGUUAACCCCAUUACCACCACUACCACGAAGACAACCACUACUACGAAGGCAACCACCACUGCCGGUAAUGGAAUCGCUACGCCCGCCCCAAUCCAGCCCGAGAUGACAACCUCGUGUAAGAAGUUCCACAAGGUUGUUGAUGGGGAUCAGUGUGGGACCAUUGCAUCUGCAGCUGGUAUCUCGUUGAGUCAGUUCAUUUGGUGGAAUCCGAGCGUUGGGGGCAAUUGCCAGUCAUUGUGGCUGGGAUACUGGGUUUGUAUUGGAAACUGA
Penicillium antarcticum is the source of this 1191-nucleotide messenger RNA. Its product is annotated as LysM peptidoglycan-binding domain-containing protein. The transcript has 3 exons. Lineage: Eukaryota; Fungi; Ascomycota; Eurotiomycetes; Eurotiales; Aspergillaceae. Bases 1 to 1191 code for a protein of 396 amino acids. The record is from RefSeq and is a predicted model, not a curated record.